CUUCAGUAUUUGAAAUACAAACUAUCAGAACACAAAAGCUAAAAGUUAUAAAUCUAAACUAUCAAAAUGUCUGAAGAAGUGGAAACCUUUGCUUUCCAGGCCGAGAUUGCUCAGCUAAUGUCUCUGAUCAUCAACACUUUUUACUCCAACAAGGAAAUCUUUCUCCGAGAGUUGAUUUCAAACUCCUCCGAUGCUCUGGAUAAAAUCAGAUAUGAAUCCCUCACUGAUGCCAGCAAGCUUGACGGACAGAAAGAACUCUUUAUCAAGAUCAUCCCUGAUACUGAUGCUAAGACCCUCACCAUCAUUGAUACCGGAAUUGGAAUGACCAAGGCUGACAUGAUUAACAACCUGGGAACUAUUGCUAAGUCUGGAACUAAAGCUUUUAUGGAAGCUCUGCAGGCUGGGGCAGAUAUCAGUAUGAUUGGACAGUUUGGAGUUGGUUUCUAUUCCGCCUACUUGGUUGCUGACAAGGUAGUUGUCACCUCAAAGCAUAACGACGACGAGCAGUACAUCUGGGAGUCCAGCGCUGGAGGAUCUUUCACCAUCAAGACCGACAACGGUGAGCCCCUGGGCCGUGGAACCAAGAUCGUUCUCCACAUGAAGGAAGAUCAGUGCGAGUAUAUUGAGGAGAAGAAGAUCAAGGAGAUUGUCAAGAAGCACUCUCAAUUUAUUGGAUAUCCUAUCAAGCUCUUGGUCCAGAAGGAGCGUGAGAAGGAGGUUUCCGACGAUGAGGCCGAGGUUGAGGAACCCAAGGAGGGAGAGGAGCCUAAGAUUGAGGAUGUUGGAGAGGAUGCUGAUGCUGAGAAGAGCACAGAAAAGAAGACUAAGAAGAUCAAGGAGAAGUAUACUGAGGAUGAGGAACUGAACAAAACCAAACCUAUCUGGACUAGAUCUCCUGAUGAUAUCUCUAAUGAGGAGUAUGGAGAGUUCUACAAGUCUCUGACCAACGACUGGGAGGAUCACCUUGCUGUCAAACAUUUCUCUGUUGAGGGUCAACUUGAGUUCAGAGCUCUUCUUUUCAUACCCAAGCGCGCCCCUUUUGAUCUCUUUGAGAACAAAAAGUCCAAGAACAACAUUAAGCUGUAUGUUCGCCGUGUAUUCAUCAUGGAUAACUGCGAGGACAUCAUUCCUGAAUAUCUCAACUUUGUUCGAGGAGUUGUCGACUCUGAAGAUCUUCCCCUCAACAUAUCUCGUGAGAUGCUUCAGCAGAACAAGAUUCUCAAGGUCAUCAGAAAGAACAUUGUCAAGAAGGUCAUGGAUCUCAUUGAAGAGAUCUCGGAGGAUAAAGACAACUACAAGAAGUUCUAUGAACAGUUUGGGAAGAAUAUCAAGCUCGGAAUCCAUGAGGAUUCUACCAAUAGGAAGAAGCUGGCUGGAUACCUCCGAUUUAUCACCUCAGCCUCUGGAGAUGAAAUGUGUUCUCUCGGAGACUAUGUCUCCAGGAUGAAGGAGAACCAGAAGGAUAUUUACUACAUCACUGGAGAAUCCAAGGACGUUGUUGCAUCCUCCUCUUUUGUUGAAAGACUAAAGAAGCGCGGCCUUGAGGUUGUUUACAUGACUGAACCUAUUGACGAGUAUGUAGUUCAGCAGCUCAAGGAGUUUGACGGGAAAAACCUCGUCUCUGUCACCAAGGAGGGUCUGGAGCUCCCUGAGGAUGAGGAGGAGAAGAAGAAGAGGGAGGAGGACGUGAAGAAGUAUGAACCCCUGUGCAAGGUGAUGAAGGAUAUCCUGGAUAAGAAGGUUGAGAAGGUUAUUGUCUCUAGCCGUCUAGUCUCAUCCCCCUGUUGUAUUGUUACAUCUCAGUAUGGCUGGACUGCCAAUAUGGAGAGGAUCAUGAAGGCCCAAGCGCUCAGAGACACCUCCACCAUGGGGUACAUGGCGGCAAAGAAGCAUCUGGAGAUCAACCCCGACCAUUCCAUCAUAGAGAACCUCAGAGUCCGUGCCGAGACUGACAAGAACGAUAAGUCUGUAAAGGACCUCGUCCAACUUCUAUUCGAGACCUCACUGCUCAGUUCCGGGUUCAGUCUCGAGGAUCCUAUGGUUCAUGCCUCCAGGAUUCAGAGGAUGAUCAAGCUUGGUCUUGGUAUUGACGAGGAGGACAAUGAGACCGAGGCUGUGGAGGAUCUUGAUAUGCCUCCUCUAGAAGGUGAUGCUGAGGAUGCGAGCAGGAUGGAGGAAGUUGAUUAAGUUGAUAAUAUUUAUAUAUUUUUAAUCAAAAAUUCACUCAGUUGUA
Molecule: messenger RNA, 2233 nt
Organism: Eurytemora carolleeae
Lineage: Eukaryota; Metazoa; Arthropoda; Copepoda; Calanoida; Temoridae
Product: heat shock protein 83
Exons: 1
Coding region: 67-2187 (706 amino acids)
Biological process (GO): protein stabilization; cellular response to heat; protein folding
Cellular component (GO): cytosol; plasma membrane; perinuclear region of cytoplasm
Molecular function (GO): disordered domain specific binding; ATP binding; ATP hydrolysis activity
Source: RefSeq, a predicted model, not a curated record